AAAAAAAAACAGACAGAAUGGGUUCUUGGUCCCUAGUACGUUUUCUCUGGGCCGAAUGAGAGUGCUGUAACCCGACGAGGAAGAAAGCAGAAAACAUUGGUUUUGGGGGUUUUGGUUUGAAGAAGGCAGAGGUUUUAGCUUCAUCGUUAGGGUUCACUUCAAUAUUCGACAGACAAAACGAAGAAAUGGUAGCAGCUACUGCUGUAAGGUCAGCUUUUAUGCGACCUAUUUGGAGAAAAACAACUAAUUUAUCGGCAUCCAGAAAAAAAUUCUCAAUACCGAUUUCUAAUCCUUCGUCUGCAGGCAACCGUUCCACAUUUCCUGACCUUUCUCUUUCUAGGUUGGUUCGCCGAGAACUUAGCACCCUUCAACCAGUCCAUAGCGCCAUUGCCUCCGCUUGCCUUGUCUCCAAGCUGCCCACCGACCUCACCACAUUCUACCAAGGUAGGUUUGCAAAUUAUAUAAGUCCCAUCUAAUGGCGAUUAGGUGAUAAAAUCAAAGGCUUGUUCUCUGACAGCUGCAAUACAAUUUGGUUCCAUCUGAUGUGUGAAGUUCAGGUUAUGAGACCAAUCAUU
This is a messenger RNA of Carica papaya (papaya), 575 nucleotides long. Its product is annotated as PPR containing protein. Lineage: Eukaryota; Viridiplantae; Streptophyta; Magnoliopsida; Brassicales; Caricaceae. The record is from RefSeq and is a predicted model, not a curated record.